Molecule: messenger RNA, 1709 nt
Organism: Castor canadensis (American beaver)
Lineage: Eukaryota; Metazoa; Chordata; Mammalia; Rodentia; Castoridae
Gene: Pdlim7
Product: PDZ and LIM domain 7
Biological process (GO): actin cytoskeleton organization; muscle structure development; heart development
Cellular component (GO): Z disc; filamentous actin; adherens junction
Molecular function (GO): actin binding; muscle alpha-actinin binding
Source: RefSeq, a predicted model, not a curated record
GUCAGAGCGCAGGCGGAGGAUUCCAACGCAGCUCUCUGGUGCCCGCCGUGAAACAGCGGCCCCGCGGGGCAGAGCAGGAACAAGCACCAUGGAUUCCUUCAAAGUAGUGCUGGAGGGUCCAGCACCUUGGGGCUUCCGGCUGCAAGGGGGCAAGGACUUCAAUGUGCCCCUCUCCAUCUCCCGGCUCACUCCUGGAGGGAAAGCGGCACAAGCUGGCGUGGCAGUUGGCGACUGGGUGCUGAGCAUUGAUGGGGAAAAUGCUGGGAGCCUCACACACAUCGAAGCCCAAAACAAGAUCCGAGCCUGUGGGGAGCGGCUCAGCCUGGGUCUCAGCAGGGCCCAGCCAGUUCAGAGCAAGCCGCAGAAGGCCCAGGCCCCUGCCGCGGAGCCUCCGCGGUACACCUUUGCACCCAGCGCCUCCCUCAACAAGACGGCCCGGCCCUUUGGGGUGCCCCCGCCCGCUGACAGCGCCCCGCAGCAGAAUGGACAGCCGCUCAGACCGCUGGUCCCCGAUGCCAGCAAGCAGCGGCUGAUGGAGAACACCGAGGACUGGCGACCGAGGCCAGGGACAGGCCAGUCCCGCUCAUUCCGCAUCCUUGCCCACCUCACAGGCACCGAGUUCAUGCAAGACCCGGAUGAGGAGAACCUGAAGAAAUCAAGCCAGGUGCCCAGGACAGAAGCCCCAGCCCCAUCCUCAGCUGCACCCCAGGAACCCUGGCCUGGCCCUACCACCCCAAGCCCCACCAGCCGCCCACCCUGGGCUGUGGACCCUGCGUUUGCUGAACGCUAUGCCCCGGACAAAACAAGCACAGUGUUGACCCGGCACAGCCAGCCAGCCACACCCACGCCUCUGCAGAACCGCACCUCCAUCGUGCAGGCCGCCGCUGGAGGGGGCACAGGAGGGGGCGGCAACAAUGGCAAGACUCCUGUGUGCCACCAGUGCCACAAGGUCAUCCGAGGCCGCUACCUGGUGGCACUAGGCCACGCAUACCACCCUGAGGAAUUCGUGUGCAGCCAGUGUGGGAAGGUCCUGGAAGAGGGUGGCUUCUUCGAGGAGAAGGGUGCUAUCUUUUGCCCCCCCUGCUACGAUGUGCGCUAUGCUCCCAGUUGUGCCAAAUGCAAGAAGAAGAUCACUGGUGAGAUCAUGCACGCCCUGAAGAUGACCUGGCAUGUGCAUUGCUUCACCUGUGCUGCCUGCAAGACACCCAUUCGCAACAGGGCCUUCUACAUGGAAGAAGGGGCACCCUAUUGUGAGCGAGACUACGAGAAGAUGUUUGGCACGAAAUGCCGAGGCUGUGACUUCAAGAUCGAUGCUGGGGACCGCUUCCUGGAGGCUCUGGGCUUCAGCUGGCAUGACACAUGCUUUGUGUGCGCGAUAUGUCAGAUCAACUUAGAAGGAAAGACCUUCUACUCCAAGAAAGACAAGCCCCUUUGCAAGAGCCACGCCUUCUCCCAUGUGUGAGCCCUCUAGCCCACUACUACUGUGGCCCCACCCGGCCUGAAGAAGAAGGGGCCUGGAGUCAUCACCCCCAGCAUUUCUGGGAAGGGCUGGCAAUGGCUGCCCCAACCCCAACUCCUGGCUGGAGCUUGGGGUUCCCUGGACCCUGUCCCACCCCUUCACUUCCCCACACACCCUUUCUCCACCUCCAUCACACACGGUGCUCCCACACCUGUUCACUUGUGCCACAAUAAACCUGUGUCCAGUUGUG